Messenger RNA from Neoarthrinium moseri, 2007 nucleotides. RefSeq lists its product as uncharacterized. The transcript has a single exon. Lineage: Eukaryota; Fungi; Ascomycota; Sordariomycetes; Amphisphaeriales; Apiosporaceae. The record is from RefSeq and is a predicted model, not a curated record. Bases 1 to 2007 code for a protein of 668 amino acids.
AUGAGCGACCCCCCGGCAAAGAAGCAGCCGGCGCAUCCCGUCGUCACCGAGCUCGAACAGUCAGAAGCCAGCGGUUCCGACUCUCCGCACCCCGAUGCCCCGAUCGACGAAGCUGGUCACCUCGAGAUCCAGGAAAACGACGGCACGCUAACGCCGCGCUUCAUGCAGGACGAAGGCGCCUGGAAACGGUGGAAGUGGGUGCCCUAUCCCGUGCGUAGGUUCACCAAGGCCACUGUCAAAUGGGCUCACGGACCUGCGAACCCAAAGGAUUACAAGAUCAGGCCGUUUCUGCCAGCGGUCCAGGAGGCCCCGCUGAGGCUGGUCGACCGCUUCCUGCCAAACAAAACGCACCGGGUAUGGCUUUUCGUCGGAUAUAUCGCCAUCUGGAUCCUGACCUUCUGUCUGGUCAUGCGCCAGGGUCUCAAGGCAUCCGAGAUCGAAAGCUACGGCACGCCGAGUGAUAUCAGCUGCGGUACGACAUACUGGCUAUCUGGAAACCAGUGUGGGACGGACGGGAACGACUGCAGACCAUUCACCGACAGCGGGUUUGCUUUCAAGUGCCCAGCAAACUGUGCAGGCUACCAGGUCUUGAACCCAAGGGCCGUGGGAGACCAGGAGGUCGUCUAUACACAGCUGAUCGUCGGCGGCCCCUCCGAUCCCGCCAACACUACUUCUGCUAUCUACCGGGGCGACUCCUACAUCUGCGGUGCUGGAAUCCACGCUGGAGUCAUCACCAACGGCAAAGGUGGCUGCGGAGUGGUCAAGCUCAUUGGGAGACAGUCAAAUUUUGUCAGCUCGACGCGGAAUGGCAUCACCAGCAUUGGCUUCAAUUCGUAUUUCCCGCUAUCGUAUACCUUUGAGACGGGGAUUGAGUGCGAGUCACGAGAUGUGCGGUGGUCGCUGUUAGGGGUGUCGGUAACCUUCACCGCCGUCCUGUCUCUGAUGACAUCCUCAGCUCCUGUGUUCUUCUUCACCACCUUCGUCGGCAUAUUCUGGCAGGUCGGCAUGGCAUCUGAUGCACCCUCCCACACGACAAUUGCCGGUCUCUUCUCGGACAUUCUUGGCAAGUUCCUGCCAGCCAUGUUCAUUGCAUGGGUGUUCUACGACAAGAUGGGCGUCCGCCGAACGCUGAAAGACUUGACUGCGCAGGUUGAGAAGACCGUGCUCUGGCUUGGAGGAUGCUGGGUCGGAGCGUUGACCAACUACACCUUCGACUUCAUCCCCAUCCAGAGGCUCACGGGCCAUGACCUGGAGCAGCAACCGGGCGCCAAAGCAGCCUUGGCAAUCAUUAUCAUCGUCUUGGCAGCCAUCAUAGCUUCUCAGGUCUGGUUCUUUAGGCAGGAGGCACGCCUCACCAAGUACCUGAAGCUCUAUGCUCUCUUCAUUGCCGGCAUCAUUGUCUGUCUUGUGUUGCCGGAUCUUAGCUUGCGGCUUCAUCAUUACAUCGUGGCCCUUCUACUCGUACCGGGCACGAGUAUGCAGACACGCCCUGCGUUACUGUAUCAGGGAAUCCUCAUCGGGCUGUUCAUCAAUGGAAUUGCUAGAUGGGGCUUCGAUUCCGUCCUGCAAACGUCUUAUGCCCUUCAGGGCGAUGCGCAACUCAACUCUCCCCUGCCAAGCAUAGUUGCACCAGUCGUUGACUGGGCCGCAAAUGCAUCCAGUGCCGUGAAUGCUACAGCUGCCGCCGCCUUAUCGACCAUUACUUUCAGGUGGAGUUCACCGCCGGCAUCUCAAUACGACGGCAUCAGCAUCCUCGUCAACGACGUUGAGAAGUUUAGAAACUACUUCGCAGACGCUGACGCCGAGAGCAGCUUUGUCUGGACCCGCAACAGCAGUCUGGAUUUGGAUGAGUACUUUAGGUUUGCCUGGAUGGAAGGCAGCUCGACAAUGGACUACACGAAGGCAGGCAUAUGGACUGCAGAUGGAACUUGGACACAGAUGGCGGAUGGACCGUCAAAGGUUAAGGCGAGGAGCUUGGAUGGGGAGUCACGCGCGCUCUUGAGAUGA